Cucumis melo (muskmelon) is the source of this 712-nucleotide messenger RNA. Its product is annotated as 60S acidic ribosomal protein P1-like. Gene Ontology annotation, biological process: translational elongation; cytoplasmic translation. Gene Ontology annotation, molecular function: structural constituent of ribosome; protein kinase activator activity; ribonucleoprotein complex binding. Gene Ontology annotation, cellular component: ribosome; cytosolic large ribosomal subunit. The record is from RefSeq and is a predicted model, not a curated record. Lineage: Eukaryota; Viridiplantae; Streptophyta; Magnoliopsida; Cucurbitales; Cucurbitaceae. The transcript is spliced from 4 exons. Bases 166 to 492 code for a protein of 108 amino acids.
CAAUAGAUUUAGCCCAAGUAAGAUGAAACCGCUCCAAUACCUAUGGAAGCAUGAAAAACCCUAAAUCCUAACACCUCUUCGCUCAAUAUAUAUUCCGAUUCAGAGCAGUGGCGAUCACCGUAAGCGCAUUUUGCCUCCCAAUCGUCUCCUAGCCAUCUAUUAGCCAUGUCUACAAGUGAACUCGCCUGCGCCUACGCCGCCCUGGCUCUUCACGACGAUGGAAUCGCAAUCACUGCGGAAAAGAUUGCAGCCGUUGUAGCAGCUGCGGGGCUCUGUGUAGAAUCUUACUGGCCUAGCUUGUUUGCUAAAUUGGCGGAGAAGAGGAACAUUGGGGAUCUUCUUCUUAAUGUUGGAUGUGGAGGUGGCGCUGCGGCUCCCGUGGCUGUAGCUGCUCCUACCGCUAGUGCUGCUGUCGCUUCUGCCAUCGAGGAAAAGAAGGAGGAGCCAAAGGAGGAGAGCGACGAUGACAUGGGAUUCAGCUUAUUCGAUUAAGAGGCUUUCUUUAGUUUUGUAGGAUUUUAUUAGGAAACUAUUGGGUGGGUAGCUUAAUCUUGAUUUUCCGCUGUUGGUCUCAAGAUUUGUUUUUUUUAAUAGGCCGUUUUGAGUUUUGAUUUGCCUUCAAUGUACGAUGGUAACUGCAUCUUUUCACUCCUUUUUCUUAACUACACAUUGGAAUGAGAUCAAACUUUAUGAGAGGAAUUCUUUGGUUAAA